Molecule: messenger RNA, 337 nt
Organism: Colletotrichum acutatum
Lineage: Eukaryota; Fungi; Ascomycota; Sordariomycetes; Glomerellales; Glomerellaceae
Exons: 1
Coding region: 11-202 (63 amino acids)
Source: RefSeq, a predicted model, not a curated record
GUAGCCCCCAAUGCAGCACCCGGGGGGUGAACUCUUUCUCUGUUUUUUUUCUUUUACCCCCCUCCUAUCUUCAUUUGUAAUGGAUCUUCAUUGUAUGAUACCUAGCAGAUGGUCGUAUCAGACGCCCUGCUUCAUACUCUUCGUUGUAUAUGGAGUCUCAAUAGUUUUGGUUUGUCGUAGGAGUUCCGCAAGCGGCUAUUGAGAAUAGAAUCUCAUGGGGAGGCAGGCAUUCUACAGUUAACAAAUAGUCUAGCUGUAUCACUGCUUCUUCUUUCAUCUGGCAUAUAUGCGCGGUGACAGUGAGAAGUGAAACUGACCAACCGGGCUUGGAUCAUGA